This is a messenger RNA of Lolium perenne, 2137 nucleotides long. The record is from RefSeq and is a predicted model, not a curated record. Lineage: Eukaryota; Viridiplantae; Streptophyta; Magnoliopsida; Poales; Poaceae.
GGGGACGCCGGACACAACGAAAAGUGAGGCCAACCGACGCGGGGCCGACCCGUCAGCGGCACAGGGAAAAUUCGUCUCACACUCCCGCCAAAUCCCGCCGCUCCCGCCAAAUCGCGCCUAUACCGCCGCGCACAGGCCUCCCAAAACAUAUCCCGCCGCCGAUUCAUUUCUCCUAUCCCGCCGAUUUCUUUCUCCCUCCCGCCGUCCACCCGCCGCCGCUACCCUCUCCCCAUUCCAUGGCGCCGCCGACAGCCCCAAAAAGAUGGCGAAGAAAGCGGCGAAGAAGCCGCCGGGCAAUGCGACGAAAGGGGCGAAAGCGCCGUUCGCGAAGCCGCGGAAGGCGCCGGCUGCGAAGAAGAAGCCUGAAGGAAUGACCGAAGAUCAAUGGCAGCAAGAUUGCCUGCGCCGGAAGCUAUCGACGGCGGAGCGGAAAGGACGGAGGGCGGUGGAGCUGGAGAAGAAGGCUCAGGCGGCGCGCCAGCACCAGCACGUAAUGGCCGGGUGUAUCGCCGCCACCAACGCGAGCCCAUGGAGUACGUCCAUGCCGGUGUACGUUCCGGGAGUGAUCUCUCCGUCGCAAGCCGCCUUCUACAACGACGGCCCCUCCGCCACUCCCGGGUGCGUGACGCCUAACUUGUCGCCGCACUACCAGGAUGCGCUGCCGCACGGCGGCUUCAACCCCAACAACCUCUACUCCCCGGCGUACGAGCAGCGCGAGCCAGGACCCGGUCCGGACGGCGACCCUUUCACCGGCCGCAGGGGUCCGCUCGAAUACGACGGCGCCGAUGCUGAGGAGGACGACGGGGUUGAGGAGGAGGACGACGACGAAGAGGAGGGGGUGGAGGACGAUGAGGAGGACGAUGAUGAGGACGAAGAGGGCGGCGAGGAAGAGGACGACGACGGUGCCGGUGACGAUGAUCUCGUGGAGGUAGACGCGGACGGCGUGAGGACGAAGAAGAAGAAGAAGAAGAAGGCGUCGGGCACACGAGGCCCGAAGUGGACGCCUCUGGAAGAUCUUUGUCUGUGCGAGUCAUGGGCGACGGUGAGCCAUGACUCCAUCAUCGGCGCCAACCAAAAAGGCGGGAAGUAUUGGGCGAGAAUCAAGGCCGAGUUCGAUGAGCGCAAGCUCAUCAACAGCGACUACAACAAAGUGACAAUGAAGAGGAGCCAAAAGGCAAUGUCGACGCGAUGGGCCAUCAUCCAGGCGUCGGUGAACUCCUUCCAUGGGUACCAUCACGACUUAGAGACCAGAGGCGACAGCGGCGCCGACGUCGCCAAACUGUUUGAUCGGGCCAUGGAUUUGUACGCGAAGAACUCGGAAGGUCACAAGUCUUUCGUGCUCAUGCAUUGCUAUGGCAAGCUCAAAAUGAAUGAGAAAUGGCGGCUGACGCGCUUGUCGCUGUCCAAGGGGAAGGACGUCAUUGAUCCGGACGCGCCGCUGGCAACUUCGACAGGGCGUCCUACUGGCAACAAGGCUGCCAAGGCCGCCUUGGCCGACACUGCGUCGUCUGAGAAGACGCAGGCGUCGAUCACGAAAUGCCUCGCGGACGUCUCCUCGACCUUUAUCUCCCGCGACAAGAAGGCCGACCAAAGGUGGGCCGAGCUGCUCAAGAGGCAAGAGGAGAAGCUGGAGCUCAAGAAACGCAGGGACGACAUGUCCCUGCUGAGAACGUCGACAGAGGGAAUGUCUCCCCGGACGCGAGCGGCGCACAACUUCUUCAAAGGCCAGAUCCUCGACGACAUCGAAGCCAAAAUGGCGGCGGCGGACGCGGCGGCCCUGGCAGCGGCAUCGGCAUCGGCGGCAGCGGCAGCGCAGCAAGAGCAGGCUGACGCGUCUUCUACUGCUACACCUGCGUCGGCCUCUGCGUCGGCGACGGAGCAGACGCACCAUGCACAGGAACAGGCAGAUCGCGAUGAGGUCGUCGUGCUCGACGGGCCUUCGUCGACUCAGGAUACGACGACGUCGCCCAACCCCUUCCCCUUCUUCUAAUUUGCAUGCACCACCGGUCUGUAAUAUGAUCGCGCGCCCAGUACUUUGAUCGAUCGCCGCUACUCUGAUCGCGACGAAUCGGCGGGAACGAUCUCUUUUGAAUGCAUCUAUUUGAAUUUCUGAUUGGGGGCGGCGUUUGGGGGACGC